Molecule: messenger RNA, 2273 nt
Organism: Marmota monax (woodchuck)
Lineage: Eukaryota; Metazoa; Chordata; Mammalia; Rodentia; Sciuridae
Gene: Palm3
Product: paralemmin 3
Exons: 7
Coding region: 91-2181 (696 amino acids)
Biological process (GO): response to lipopolysaccharide; Toll signaling pathway; regulation of cell shape
Cellular component (GO): membrane
Source: RefSeq, a predicted model, not a curated record
CACCAGCCCAGUCCCGGCCUCCAGGGCACCUUCAGGCAAGCGGGUAGUGGGUCUCGAACUCAGAGACUGGGAAGUGGGCUUCUGGGCAAGAUGGCCCUGCAGAGCCAGGCCUGGUCUCCAGCCACACCCAUGCCCAUGGCCGAGAGCUCCCUCUAUCGGCAGCGGCUGGAGGUCAUUGCGGAAAAGCGGCGGCUGCAGGAGCAGAUCCGCGCGGCGCGCCGGGAACUGGAGGAGGAGAAACUCCGCGUGGAGCGGCUCAAGAGGAAAUCUCUCCGGGAGCGUUGGCUAAUGGAUGGGGCCGCUGAAGGGCCACAGCAGCCCGAGGACCCCGGCUCCAAGGACCCCCAGUCGCCGGAAGGCCAGGCUCAGGCUCGCAUCAGAAACCUAGAAGACAGCUUGUUCACACUCCAGAGUGAGCUGCAGCUGUUGCAAAGUGCGUCCACAGGUGCCCAGCACAAACCCUUGGGUAGGCUCACCUGGCGCAGACAGAGUCACCGUCCUGUCUCCCAACCCACCAUGGAGGCGGGUCUUGCAGGCCAGUCUGAGCCGGACAAGAGAGCUUCCCUGCCCACUGGACUGGUGGGCGCAUCCCCAGAGGUCCCCUCUGAGCCCCAGGAGGAGGCUGCGGGGGUUCUGCCACCACAGAGGCAGGUUCCUGGGGCCGUGGGGACCUCCCCAGAAGCCAACGGCCCCUGCCCUGGACCCAGCCCUGGCAGGGAGCAGGAGUGGAGCCUGGGGGCGGCGGCGGCAGAGCAGGGUGUGGUGGAGGCCAAAGGAGCGGGCGUGGUGGAGGUGGUGUGGGAGGGCCUGCGGGCCCCGGAGGACUGUGCCACGGGGACCUCGGGCCUGGAGCUGGAGGCUAGGGUGGAGGAGGUGGUGCUGGAAGCCAUUGGGGACAGGCAGGGGGCUGGCAGCACCGAGCUCCCAGCCUGGGUGAAGGAGGACAGGGGUGUGGCGGAGGUGGUCUGGGAGGGGCUGGGGGGCACCGAGUCGCAGGCCGGCGGGGAGGUGGGCCCAGAGGCCAUAUUGACCAGCUCGCCAGGGCUCCGGCCGCGACUGCAGGGAGAUGCUUCCCAGGAGGGAGAAGGUGCUCCCCGGGGCAGCCCCGAGGGCGAGGGGCAGGGGGGCUCUGGAGGAGAGGAGGGGUCCUUCAUCUGGGUGGAAAGAGCGACUCUCAGCGAGGACUGGGAGGAGCUGCUGAUGGAGGGGCUGGAGGGGCCCGUGGUGACAGAGGGAGGAGGCCAGGAAGCCUGGGAGGGGGGGAGGAGGCGAGCAGAGGAAUCCCCGGGGGCGGGAGGUGAGGAAAGUGAGGCAAAGCCAGGGACAGGGAGGGACACAGCUGUGAAUGCAAGUGAGGGGCUACAGCAGCCAGAGGGAGGAGGAGGUGAGGGAGAGGGAGAGGCUGAGGAGCCUUUGGGCACUGAGAUAAAAGAUGGUGAAGGACCCUUGAGGGCCGAGGAGGACAGGGGCCAGGAGAAGCCAGAGGCAGAGGAAAGAGCUGAGGACCCGUCCAGAGUGGAGAGAAAAGAAGUCGGGGGGCCUUUGGGGACAGAGAAGGAAAGAAGGGAAGAAAAGCAAGCAGCACAGAAAGAGGAGGAGGAAGCUCUGGGAGUGGAGGGAAAAGGAGGUGAGGAAGUGCCAGGGGCAGAGAGGGAAGGAGAGGAAGUCUCACAGGUGCAGAGAAGAGGAGGUGAGGAAGCACGGGAGGCAGAGAGGGAAGAAGGUGAGGAAGCCUCAGGGGCACAGAAGACCCAGGGGUCUGAGGAAGAGCUGAGCUCAGGAGGGCAGAGGGAGUCUGGGGAAAGGACCGAGUCCCAGGGGGAGGUGAGCGAGGCCGGGGCCACCCUUGGGGUCAAGCAGGAGCCAGGGCCAGGGGAGGGACCGCGGCCCCUGGAGAAGCAAGGAGCAACCCUGGAGGAGGAAGCCGGGCAGCUCCGAACCCCUGCGGAGAGCCAGGGGCCCCCGGGGGACACCAUGCCCCUCCUGAGAGCCAGCCCAGCCCCACAGCAGCCCACCGAGAGGCAGCCUCUGCUCCAGCGGGGGAGGCCCAGAGCCAACCCCAGUGCCCACCCCGCGCCCACCUAUGCACCCGCCCGGCAGCCUGAGCCGGCCGCCCCGGCCGAGGGCGAAGAGGCAAGGGGCCCCAAGCAGAAGACGUGCCAGUGCUGCGCCCUGAUGUGAGCCCGCGCCCCCAGCCCUCGCCCGGCUCCGGCCACAGCUACCUCACCUCUUGGCACCCGGCAGGGGGUUCCAGGCACAGACGGCCCCACCAG